GUUUCAAACGGCGCCUUACAUUUCAUAACAGGAGACUAGCAUCGCAACAUGAAGCUGCUGUACGUUAUGUGCUUGCUGCCGGUGAUUCAUGGAAGAAAUAUUCAUAUUACUGCGGCAACUGAACCCGUGGAAACCAACUCAAAAGGGCAACGUGUGCAGUACGGUUGUCAUGAGGAGAGGAAGCUAUCACAAGAACAUCGGGGCAACAUCCCCUACUAUCCACACAAGUGCCGUUACUACUGCAACCGGGGAUCUGUACCGAUUCUCUACGGCUAUUUUGAGGAAUCCACGCCAUGUUGGGACAGCGUAACGAAAGACUUUCGCUCAAGGACAGGAACAUGCGUCUACAGCCGUGGUAGAAAGCCAUCUGUAUGGUGUGACACAAACCAGACCGCCGUAACCUCUCCACCAGAAAAAGCUACGACCACGAAGCUGCCGUGCUGAUAUACAUUACGAACAUCACACGUGGCAUUUAAAAAUAUUUGUACGCGGGAAAUAUACGAAUAAAGCGGGAAAAC
This is a messenger RNA of Ornithodoros turicata, 518 nucleotides long. RefSeq lists its product as uncharacterized. The coding region runs from base 49 to 444 and encodes 131 amino acids. The transcript is spliced from 4 exons. NCBI's taxonomy places the organism in Eukaryota, Metazoa, Arthropoda, Arachnida, Ixodida, Argasidae. The record is from RefSeq and is a predicted model, not a curated record.